Cajanus cajan (pigeon pea) is the source of this 2813-nucleotide messenger RNA. Lineage: Eukaryota; Viridiplantae; Streptophyta; Magnoliopsida; Fabales; Fabaceae. The record is from RefSeq and is a predicted model, not a curated record.
CUUAAUGCCUUGUUCAGUUUUGAACUUGUUGCACUAGAGUUAUAUAUGAUCAACUUUUUAUGAUAAAAAGAAGAAAAAAAAAGAAUCUAAUACUUCUGUUUUUAUAGUUUAUCUUUUGUAUUUUUUUUCUUUUGCUUGCUUCUUUUCACGUGAUUGUAGGGUGUGCAUCACGUUCAUUUCUUACGAUCAGAAGUUUAUACUAUUUGGUCUUAUUUGCAAUUAAUAUGUAUCAACAAUUGACUUUGAAUUAGCUUGAGGUCUUGAACACAUCUAUUUAUCUAUUCCCUGCACCUAUCGAUUUCCUUAUGCCCAACGAUAACGAAGAAAUCAUCCUAAAUGAGAGAGAGGAGUCAUAUGAAGGGAACAUUGAUCAAGUUUUGUCGAAAAAACCUGUAAUGAAGUUUGAGAUAAUGAAUAUCCACUGAGAUGUUAUGGAUAUAUAGAUGAUAAGCUGAAUUUGGGAAAACAAAAAAGGAAUAUAUGGAGCUUCUGCUGACUACCAGAUGUUGAAGAUGAGUUCAGAAAGCAAGACAAUAAAACCAAAGAGUGAUAUUGAACUCGUUCUAAAUUAUUCUAAUCAGUGCAUCUGGAAAAAUGAGCCAGGUGCAGGUGCAAAUGCGGCUUGUAGAAUAAACAAGCCAUUUCCUGCCACUGACCCUCUAUCUGAAAUAAUUUGGUCUCCAGAUAACGGUUUCAGUCUCAAAUGUGUUGAUUCAAGUUUUACCAACAAAAACACCUCCCUUUUUGGCAAUGUUGAACCAAGCAGUAUGGUUCUUGCACUGUUCCAAAGCGUUAAUGAUGGAAUCUCUACCACAGAUAAACCACUAGAUGACGUUUUUGUAGAACCUAUUGCUGUCAUAUGCUCAAAGAGUGAUGUUUCCUCCAGAGAUACUCCUGCUAUGCAACCAGAAAGUGAUUCAGCCAUCAUCAUUCCAGAUCAUAAAACAUGUGAAGAGCAUCAUGAUACAGAGAACUAUGGUCUGGCAGGAUUUGGUGAUAAUAUGGAGAAAAUGAACACUGCAAGAGAAACACCUAAUUUGCCAAACGGUCAGAAGGAGAAUGUAAUGAAUGAAUUGGAGAAGGAGAAGAAUAUUUUUGCUCAAGCCAACAUUGGAACAGCUAUAAUAUCUGAGAUAAAGGGAAACAAAUCUACUAUUUCAGGUCAGGUUGACGAAAGGCCAGUCAGUAAUUUAUUACUUCAAGAAGAUGAACCUAAAUGUAGCAUGGAAGAAAAUCCUUCACCGAGGAAACAUUGCAAUGGAGGCAUAGAUACUGGUGUUGUCAACCACGUGAUUGAUAUAGAAGAUGGAUUAUAUACUAGCGUUGAGCAUGCCUUCUCAGAACCUUAUCAGAUGGGGACUGAAGAAAUGACGCAACUAUGCAAUAAGAACCUUCCAGCCGUGCCUUCUCCAUGUAAUAGCAUGAUUCAUAUGACAAGAAAUGAUGGUAAGGAGAAGUCCUUAUCAGAUGGGAAUUCAAAUGACAGUUUAUCAAAGGAGGAUGACUUCCAUUUAAGUGUUGAAAGCUGCCACAGUGCUGGGUUGUUUUUGGCAGGUAAGAAGAGAUGCAACUUUCACCAAGUGAUAAUUGGACGUAAAAAAGUCAAAAAGCAAAUUCAAGAAACUUCAUGUUCUAAAUCCAAUGUUAAACCUGAUAGUUCAUUCAUGAACCUGAUUUCAAACAUGAUGAAAGGAUGCUCACAAACAACUCAAGAUGAGGAUAAGUCUUUGGCUCUUAACCUUGAAAAUCCUAAUCACCUGAAUCAGCGGCCUGAUCAGAAACUUCUUACAUGCAAUAAGAAUCAAGAUCCAGAGCUAAAAAAUGCAGGGUUCAGAUCCAAUUUUCAGUCCAUGGUUGGUGCAAAAUUUAAAAAUGUUGGAACAAGAAUGUCUCACGUAGGAGAGGCUUCUAAAGAUUUUGAGCUGGAUAACAAGGUUCAUGGAAUAGAUGUUACUCCAAUAACCUUUUAUGCAGAGAACAAUAGCCUCUACAGACAGAAUUUGCAAUCAAACAAGCUUGAAGUAUCUGAAGGAAGAGUUGAUGCCUGUCCACCCAUACAACCUCAGACUAGAUCUAAAAAUUCUCCCAAUAGUGAUGAACACUGGAAAAAUAACUCAGUGGAGAAUGAAACUUGUUACAACUUGGGGCAUAGUAAGGAGAAAGAAGGAAUGACAUUACUGUCACUACAUUCACCCUCAACUAGACGAAAUAGAAAUAAUAAUAUGAAUGUUGAGUCUUAUGCAUUGUAUGAGAGAAAAGAAGGUCUCUGGAUAACUCGUUUCUUACCAAAGUCAACUUCCCCCUUAAUAGUUUUUGAUCACCUUAAUGAGAGAAGUGGUUCAGAAGUCCAUUCCACAGCUUGCACAACGCUUCCACAUUCCCAUGAACACAUUUCUCUGAACAACUGCAAGAUUGAGGACCAACUGCUCAGUGAGGCUAAAAGUAUACACGAUUGUUGUAUGAAUAGAGAGGAUUCCACUUCCAUUAAGGUUGAUAAGGGAAAUCAAUUUCACCCAGAAAAGCAUAAGUUCAAUUCCUUUACACCUUUCCCAGGAUUCAGAGAUUCAGGGCCAAUGGUGUCCAUGUUUGCAAGGAGAUUAGGUGCCAUCAAACAAUGCUCACAUACAGAAUAGUCUACCACACAGGUAAACAUGGUUUGCAUGUUUUUGGGACAAGAGGUCACCAACUUGUGAUUUCCUAAAGGUUACAUGAAAUAAUAUAUGAUCUCAUAAAGAAUAUAAAUACAGACAGAAGAAUUGGAUGCACUUCAUUGUCUAUGUAUCGUUGUAAUAAUACUCUUUAUUUCCUCUUCA